Molecule: messenger RNA, 1134 nt
Organism: Botrytis deweyae
Lineage: Eukaryota; Fungi; Ascomycota; Leotiomycetes; Helotiales; Sclerotiniaceae
Exons: 3
Coding region: 1-1134 (377 amino acids)
Biological process (GO): pyrimidine nucleotide import into mitochondrion
Cellular component (GO): mitochondrion
Molecular function (GO): pyrimidine nucleotide transmembrane transporter activity
Source: RefSeq, a predicted model, not a curated record
AUGAACACCACAGAGGAUCGCAGCAAACGCGCACUGCACGAGCUGCAUUUGACACAAUCUAGAGAAAAUGGAGAUCUAGGACCUUCACAAUCAGGAUACGUAUCAAAAGUAGCAGCAAAACCUGUCCCAGUUGCUAAGUCAUGGGCGCAUUUCGUUGCUGGAGGUGUUGGGGGAAUGACAGCCGCAGCUCUCACAGCACCUCUCGAUGUUCUAAAAACACGCUUGCAAUCCGAUUUCUACCAAGCACAACUGGCGCAGAGUCGUCUGGCCAAGGGGAUUUCUCCACAUGCACAUCUCUCGCCACUACGUAGCGGACUUUUACAUUUCCGUGAAACUUUUCAGAUCCUCGGGUCAGUACAUAGACUUGAAGGAUAUCGUGCACUCUUCAAAGGAUUGGGGCCAAAUCUUGUAGGCGUGGUUCCUGCGAGGUCAAUCAACUUUUUCGUCGUGGGCAAUGGGAAGCGAAUAUUGGCGGGGUAUAAUGGUGGGGUGGAAUCAGCUUGGGUAGUUUGUCUUGCGGCUGCCGCUGCUGGAAUUACGACGAGUACGGUCACAAAUCCUAUCUGGUUAAUCAAAACUCGAUUGCAACUGGAUAAGAAUGUGGCCGAGAGAGCAGGGGAUGUCGGGAAGAGACAGUACAAGAACAGUUGGGAUUGUAUCAAGCAGGUUGUAAAGGGAGAGGGAAUACGGGGCCUGUAUAAGGGAAUGAGUGCGAGUUAUUUGGGUGUUACGGAAAGUACGUUGCAGUGGGUUUUGUAUGAACAGAUGAAGAAAAGCUUGGAGAAGAGAGAGGAGAGGAUAACCUUGAGUGGGAAACCCAGGAAUUUCUUGGAUCACUCAAUACAAUGGACUGGAAGUCUAGGAGCAGCAGGGUUUGCAAAACUUGUGGCAGCACUUGCGACUUAUCCUCAUGAGGUUCUACGAACACGCCUAAGACAAGCACCUUUGGAUCAUGGACGCCCCAAAUAUACAGGACUCGUUCAAUGCUUUAACCUCGUCUGGAAAGAGGAGGGAAUGGCUGCUUUAUAUGGAGGCUUAACGCCGCAUCUAUUACGAACAGUGCCGAGUGCUGCCAUCAUGUUUGGCAUGUAUGAGGGAAUAUUGAAGCUACUGGAAAAGCCAGCUUCACCUUGA